Messenger RNA from Pan troglodytes (chimpanzee), 3465 nucleotides. It is a transcript of the gene SERTM2, whose product is annotated as serine rich and transmembrane domain containing 2. The record is from RefSeq and is a predicted model, not a curated record. Lineage: Eukaryota; Metazoa; Chordata; Mammalia; Primates; Hominidae. Gene Ontology annotation, cellular component: intracellular membrane-bounded organelle. The transcript has 3 exons. The coding region runs from base 1071 to 1343 and encodes 90 amino acids.
AGAGCAGAGCUGAAUCACUACCUUUCCCACAUACUCUAAACUGUUGCCUGCGAAAGAGGAACUGGGGACUUAGACUAAUUCAGGCUGCUUUCAUUCAAAUGUUCCAGAGGGCACACACACAUCCAAACAGACUUCUCUUUGCUUUUCAGAGCUUAUAAGGAGCAGGCAUCUGAAGCUGCACUCUGAAGCUCUAUUCCAGAGAUGUUCCUGAACAAGUUACCUGUUGGUGAAAGCUUCAAAAGGGAUACUUAAGUGACCAAUCCUAUUCAUACUGUGGGCCAGGAGAGGAAAACCAAUAUCUGUUGGAGAAUCUGAAGAGCCAAAUCUCCUGAGCCUAGGCCUACUGCUGUCAGCAUCUCUGAGACCUCUCUCACCUGAGAAUUACCAGGUCUGACAACACUUUCCCUCCAGCCUACAGUGAGGAAUGUCAACAAAGCUACAGAAAACUCACAUUCUGUAGACUUACAAGCUGUGCAGCUGGGCAGGAACCUUACAAUCUCCAUCCUUAGGGAAGGUUCAGAAAUACAGAUAAACGGGGUGAAAACUCAGAUAAGCUGAGCCUGAUAUAUACAAAAGCCUUCAGAUAGUCUCCUCGCAGAAGAGCCCAAUUAAGUCCACAUAAUUAGUCCACACAUCUAGAUUAGGUAUAGGCAAAACGAGCCUUUUCUCCGUCUACGAAAACAGAGCAAAACACUGAUAUAAUACUCUAAAAGAUUCUUGUUCUAAUAACAGUAUUAUAAAGCAGUUUCACCCAUAUUUAUUUUCAUCAGUAUAAAAGUAGGAGUGUGGAAAAUAAAACAUUACUUGUAUUUUUAAAAAUUGAUUAAGAAGCUCUGAUAAAACCUAUUGGAGGGGCGAUUGCUGUGCUGAAGGAUAGAGAGGGUGUUGCAAUUGUCAAAUAGCAUCACCAUUUUCUGCUUGUGUGCUAUUGCCUUAGCUCUGAGAGUGAUUGGUUUUUACCAGAUUGUUAGAACACGUCCAAUAGAUUUAGAGACAGUCUAAGUGACUGUGAAAUGCCUCAAGGGCAGUAGAAAUCAAAUAGAAACACAUACUAACUCAAGUCUUGAGUGAUGAUGGAGGCGCAUUUUAAAUACCAUGGAAAUCUCACUGGGCGUGCCCAUUUUCCCACUCUGGCAACAGAGGUUGAUACCUCUUCAGACAAGUAUUCCAACCUGUACAUGUAUGUGGGCUUAUUCCUGAGCCUCCUGGCCAUUCUCCUCAUCCUGCUUUUCACAAUGCUCCUUCGGCUCAAACAUGUCAUCUCGCCCAUCAACUCUGACAGCACAGAAAGUGUUCCUCAGUUCACAGAUGUAGAGAUGCAGAGUCGAAUCCCCACUCCCUAAAGCCAGGAUGAAGGUGAGCUUUAGUGGAUCUGGGUAAACCCUUAUAUAUGGAUGUCCAGGAGAGCUUGCUUUCUUGCAUGAAGCUUCCCAUGUAGGGAAUCCACAAGUUGUUCAUUUAACAGCAAGCUAUUCAUGUUUUCUUUGUGUUAUUCUUCAUCUUUACUCUGCUUGUGGGCUAUCUAAAACGUUUAAGACUCACUCUGAAAGGAAUAUAGGAAAAGACAGCUGGUUGGGAGGGCUGGUUUCCAUAGUAACCAAACAGUGCCUGGGCCUUGCACAAACCUCAGACCACAGAAAUUCAUGCGCAGUGGUUGUAAGAAGCACAGGGUCCCUGGAAGCUCCAAAAACAAACAAAGAAGAUUUGCUUUUGAAAGAGCUGAUCCUUCAAAGAGGAUAUCCCAAGAAAAGGACAAGUUCUAAUUUAGUGUUUUGAUCCUAGAGAAUCACCUCUAUACAAAGUUAAAUUAUGUCAGAAGUUAAUGGAAGAGAAGCCCUUUCCCUAAACAGCAGUGAUUUGAUCAUCUUAGGCAAUCCGGUUUGUUUCAAAUGAAAGAAGAGAUUUAAAGAAACUGUUUCAGUUUAGAGAGCAAGUUUUCAGAAAGAAGUUUCUAGUAAACAAACUCAUCUAGAGAGAGAAAAAUGUGCAUAUUAUAUCCAUAUUAAUUCUAUUCAUGCAGCUUCUUUGUCUUUUUCUCUCUCCCUCUCACACUCUAGGAUAGAGUUGCACACAAAUAUGACCUUUGUUUAAAAGGUGCCUUUGCAAACAAGACUCAACUGUACUUUAGAGCAGAAAUAAAAUGAUGUUGGUAUUCUGUUGUUGAAUAUGGCUUUGGACAAAACAUUCAAACCUUCUGAGUCCCAGGGUUUUUGUGCUGAAAAAUGAUUAGAGAGCUAUUUAGUCAUCACUGUACUCUUUAGAUCUGAGCAUAAAAAAAAGAGAGAGAGACAAAGGAGGAAAGGACUAAACAACAUCCUCCAACAAAUCCUUAUUGAGAUCAAUGUCCUCAAAUGUCACAUUUGUAUUUCCCAGAAAAUGUUCCUCCCUUCCUGAUCCCUGCCAAAAGAUGAAGUGUUUCACUUAUUACCUAUAAGAGAAUUAUAUUUUGAAAAAUUCCAUUCUCAUAAGUAGCCCUAGUAUGCCAGUAGUGUGGACAGAAUUUAAUUUUUAAAACUAACUUUUCAAAGGGAAACCAAAGAAGAUGAGUACCAUUUACAAAUCAGAAUUUAAAAAACUGGUCAUAUUCUUGCCACCAAAGGACGAGUACACCUGUGUUAAAUUUUACUUGCUAAAACAAAAAAUAAGUUAUCUUUUGCACCUAAAGGGGGGUCAUUAAAUUUCACAGAGUACUCUCUCAGGAACUGUAAUGAUGGUAAGAGAGAAAUCAAAUAGAUGUUAGAUUAAUGCCACCUCCACCAGAAAUGUAGCUCUUUGUAGUCUGUAACCAAUUUAGAUUGGCCCUUUUUCUCUGAUCUAAACUAGAUUGGUAGUGAAAUUCCCAAGUGCUUUCCACUUUUAUACACAGUCAUUUGUCAAUGCUCCUCUCUCCAAGGGGCUGCAAGUGUGAAAUCCCUACAUGCAGAGCUAAACUUAGCAGUAAGACUGACUCUGCCACACCUGUUACAACUGUGCACUGUCAGAGAUGGCAGCUGCACUCUGCACCAUUCAAAACAAAUUAGCAGAUAGGCUAAGACUUGGAUAGGGCAUAUAUUUUUCAAAACUCAAAGUGACUCACAUUAUUACACCUUGAUGGUCUAAGUUGUGUGUUUAUUCAACACCCAGAUUCAGUGGACCCUUUAAAAUUUGAGCUUUGGCAGCCAAACAUGGACUUCCUCAAGACUGGCAACACGCCCCCCCCCCACCCCGAACUUCUUAAGAACACACAUCUUCCCUCAUUCCAGGCUCUCCCUUUUGUGCCCACAGUAUUUGAAUGCACUUUACAUUUGAGAAGUCAGUGGCUGGCUAAAUGAAGGAACUGAUUAUACUUUCAACAGCAGUGAAUAGCAAGAUACAAAAUACCUUGUUGCUGAAUCUAAUAGAGAUACAGACUGAAAAUCUAUUCUCUGCCCAUCUGACCUUCCCAACCCAAAUUUCAGGAGAAUAAAACUUCUUUUUAAGCACUGA